Molecule: messenger RNA, 6029 nt
Organism: Neoarius graeffei (lesser salmon catfish)
Lineage: Eukaryota; Metazoa; Chordata; Actinopteri; Siluriformes; Ariidae
Gene: tepsin
Product: TEPSIN adaptor related protein complex 4 accessory protein
Exons: 13
Coding region: 77-1810 (577 amino acids)
Cellular component (GO): trans-Golgi network membrane
Source: RefSeq, a predicted model, not a curated record
GACAGUGCACGGUGAUUCGGCCUAACCCAGUCAGCAAUGAUACACAGGCACGGGAAUAACCCGAGAGCGGUAACAAAUGGCUACGUUAAUGGAGAGAUUAGCUUUCUUGCAAAAAAUCCCGACUCUUAUGAAGGCGACUGCAGAUGACGAAGCGCCUUGUCCUGGAUAUCUCUUCGAGGAAAUUAGCAAAAUUUCCCAUGAGUCACUGGGCUGCUGCCAGUGUCUUCUGGAAUACCUUCUGGAGCGGCUGCAGGUUGAAUCCUGUCAUGUGAAGCUGAAGGUUUUGAAGAUCCUGCUGCAUCUCUGUAGCCACAGUCCUCCACAUUUUGUUACAGAGCUGAGGCGAAACGCCACGUUCAUCCAAGAAGUAACAGUGUACAGUGGUCCUCCAGACGCUAUUCAUGGCAAUGCACUCUUUCAGAAAGUCCGGGUCUCAGCACAGGAAUUGGCCAGUGUGCUCUUCAGUGACAUGAUGUUCACGGGGUCUGGUGUCUCUCCCUGUAAAGCAGCAGCUCCAACUACAGGAAUGGGAUCCGAGUGUCUCCGAUCAGGAAUGCUGGGAUUUGGAAAUAGCCCAGCGAGGAAAUCAUCCAGUACAGCAGGUAUUCUGGAUAAGAUUCAGAAGGCUGCAGAGGUGGUGGCCAGCGCUGUUCUUCCCCCCACGGAGCAUGCUGGUAUCCGACUCCAUGAUAAUCACUACCGGGCUGUAGUGGCGCCUUCUGCUGUUGUGGAGGUUGCAGUGCCCGCCUGUGCUUACAGUGUCCCUUCACACAGCCGCAAAGCCUCUCACAGGUGCCCGGGGCAGGCGAGUGGAGGUUGGGAGGAAACGGGCAGUGGCCACAGCUCCUCACACAACUCCUCUUUCGAGAAUGAGCCAAUCAUUCACACAUCACUGAGGGAAAGCAGUCAGUCAGGACACACGGGCAGCCACUCGGGGGCGAGCCGAGAGAGCAGAGACAGCGUAUCAGAACGCGUGGAGGCUGUUCAGUUGGGAGACUGUGGUCAGGAAAUGGCGCUGAUCAGUAGACUGACAAAUGGAUCUAAAAUCUUCCUGUCCAGAGAUGAGAGCCAAUGCUUCAUCAAGGAGUGUUCUACUUUAAACUGUGAAGUUGUGGUAGAACUUCUCUGUCACAAACUCCAGGAUUCCUCACAAACCACCCAAAUGAGGGCUCUGUGUGGUCUGGCAUGCCUGAUGUGCACAGAUCUGCUCUCUUUAGAGCAGAUCUUCAGUGUUACACAUGUACGCCUCGCCCAGUUGAGUAAGGGGACAGCAGGACCUGUAACAAACAAGGCAACCAAGCUUCUUCGGCAGUUUGAAGCUCUGUUGGGUAAUUCCUUGGAAUCAUCCACUACUUCACGGUCAGAUCAACCCUCAAAUCCAACUCUCACUAGUCCUCUCGUCUCCGCACCGCCAGAUGCUUCUGUAAAGAAACCAUCUAGAAAUGACUCCCAGGCUCCCUCUGCUGGACAAGAAGACCAGGAGGAAUUUUGUACUGAUUCUGUCGAGGAGAGCCAACAGAAAGAGCAGAGUGUUUUGGGAAAUGACAACAGAACCACAGACUUUUAUGAGAGCUCAAAGCCGUCUGUUAAUCAUCCCAGACUGUCACUGUUUAGUGGCAUGGAGCUGAUAAACAGAGGGAAACCAGUGUGUCUGGUUGAGCCUGUUCUUGUAGAGCCAGAUACCCAGACCAGUGCAGAAGCCUUCAACAACAUCGACAUGGUUGUGGAGAAGAACUCAGAAACAACAGCAGAGCCUUCUUCAUCCUCUAGUAGUGAACAUACAUCUGCCUUCUCUUUCCUCAACCUCUAACCUGGUGUUUAGAUUUUUUUUUUUCUAUUGUAGAUUGCAAUAUUUUUGAUAGAAUCAGUGGUCCUAUGAGAAAAUAUGCCUAGAAUGGAAUAAUAUGGGUAUAGUGCUCCGAGAUGAUGCUAAAACUGCGGUCUGCGCGGCCAUCUUGGAAGUCACUCGCUCCAGAGCGCACAUAGAGUACACAUUCACCGAUUCGUUUCCGCGUUAGAGGGCUUAGAAGCUUGGUUUUUUUAAGAAUUUAGACAUCUGAAGUGAUGGAGCACUACUGUGAAAGUUUGGAUAAGCAGGCACGGGAGCGUUAUGCUGAGAAGGUACGUUUCAUUGGGAAUGUAGAUCCAUACACUGUUAGUGAGAAGGAAUGGAAAGCUGACCCCAGCUUGUUGCCGCAUGCGACAUACAUCGAUCUUGUGAACUAUCUAGUGUUUCACCCAAGUCCAUUUUGUGAACUAAAGCAUGUGUACAUAAACAUUACUAGGCCUAGAUCUUAAAUGCCAUUUGAUGCAACAAUGCACUGCAGUAGACAUAAGCUACCUAAUGUGACAAAUAUAUCCAUUAAUCAUUGCUGAAAGUACAUAGAAAAGAUAAUAGUUUGUAUCACAUUUAUUUUAGUAACUAUGAAAUUCAAGACAAUAUUAACCUACCUGUCACAAACUCUACGUUCACACUGCAAGGCUUAAUGCUCAAUUCCGAUUUUUUUGUGAAAUCCGAUUUUUUUUUUUUUUGUGAGGUCGUUCACAUUAACAAAUAUAUGCGACUUGUAUGUGAUCCUCAGUAUGAACGAAAAGCGACCUAAAAGAGUUCCACAUGCGCAUUGCAGGAUAUGACGACGUCACACGCAGUGAGCAUGGCCAGUGUUUACGGAAGUAAAACCGCCCGGUUGCGGUAUGACCCAUCCAAUCUAGCUUGAAUAGCUGCAUCCCCCCAAAUGGAAAUCAGCUCCCUAACCUCUGCAUCCUUCCAUUGAGAAGAUUCAGAACCUUCACAGCCCGAAGCGUCCCUCGCAUUGAUGUCAUGCGCCAUGUUGUUGUAACUUUUUUUGAGAGACCCGCCGCCUACUUCAGCGCAGAAUAGUGACGUUUGUGGCUUGUUGAUGACGUGUAAGUCGGAUGAAUGCGACCUGGCGGUUCAGACUGAAGUCGCAUAUGAAAAGAGCGGAUAGGAAUCGGAAUUAGGACCACAUAUCCAAACGACCUGGGUCGGAUUUGAAAAAAUCGGAUCUGUGUCGUUCAUAUUGUCAAUAAAAGAUCGGAUACAGGUCACAUAUGGGCGAAAAGAUCGGAUUUGAGUCACUUCAGCCUGCAGUGUGAACGUAGCCAAAGUGAUCAGAACAAAUCCGGAUACACUCAAGUUGUCCUAAAUUUGAUCGGUUGAUGGCAGCCAGCCACUGUCGUCUCCUCCGCUCGCUUUUCUCCUGUGCUGCAAUUCCCUGGUUAGUCACGACUUUAGGGAGUCUGUGGAAGCUUUUGCCACCCUUUUCCCCCCGGCUACUACAGCCAACAAUGACACACGUAUUCGGCAUUGUCACCCCUUUUUGCUUCGCUGAACAACAACAAUGCACUGACACAGCGACCUUUGACUUCCAAUAUGGCCGCCGCUGGGUUUGCGCUGACCUUGAAGCACUCUAUAAGCUCUCUCCAGAUGCAUGAAGGUACGAAAAUGCCAUGAACAAAUCACCCAGUCUUAUACUUGACAAGUAACUAUCUAUAUUUAAGAUUAAAAGCGAUAUCCACUCAAGGGCAGAUCAUAGAUUUGACUUGAGUAAUCGUAUAAAGUUGCCUUCUUGGGUAUGCUUAGUUAAAGUCAAGUGUGGCAUUAAUAUUUAUGUAAUAUUUAUACAUGUUCACAUGCUGCUAGUGGGUCCUAUAUAUUCAUGGACGGACUGGGAAGAAGGUUGCUGACAAACCGUGUGUAAUAGCAGGUGAGCUGCAGGCAGUUAGAAUAGGGGUGUAACGAUACAGCGUAUAAUAAUGUAGACUGUCCAAAAAAUACUGCUUAUCAUGGGAGGAGUAAUUGAAAGAAAGAAGCCUUUGUCAUAUAUUGCAGUACCAGGCAGAAGUUUGGAAACUCAUUUGUAAUAAGUAUGUCCAAACUUUGGACUGGUACUGUACAUUAGACCACAGUGGUGUUUUUUUUUUUUUUUUUUUAAAUAUAGAAUAGAAAUCUUGUUAGGAAGCUGGGCUCUGAGCACAGGGUAAGUCAUGAUACCACAUGCUCUGAAGCAGAGAGUUAAAGGUAAUCUGUGGUUGGUAGAAGAGAGCAACUGGACUUGCUUGAAAAAUCUUGAAGACGUUUCGCCUCUCAUCUGAAAGGCAUCCUCAGUUCUGUCUGACUAAUAGGGAGUAUCAAGUAUUUAUCCUCUCAUGAAUCAUCAUAGAAUCCGAAUGCUGAUGGCUGCAUUGUAGGUGGCUGAUAAAAGAUGUCAUAGACACCCACCUCUGUUCAGUGAUGGUCAUUCCAGGUUGACAAAAAUGAACGAUCCUGUCUAGCUAAGAUGUCUGCCAGUUUUCUGCAAGUCCUCAUACUCCCACACCAGUCGAAGGGAUCUCAUCCCAAAGUGUGUAGAAACAUAUCUGUGAAGAUACUCAGUCAUCCAGGUACAUAGUAAUCUGUGGUUGGUAGAAGAGAGCAACUGGACUUGCUUGAAAAAUCUUGAAGACGUUUCGCCUCUCAUCUGAAAGGCAUCCUCAGUUCUGUCUGACUAAUAGGGAGUAUCAAGUAUUUAUCCUCUCAUGAAUCAUCACAGCUAUAGAGAGUUAAAGGCUGCUCAAGGGCCCAACAGGGGAAGCUUGGCAGUGCUGGGGCUUGAACCCCUAACCUACUGAUCAGGAACUCAGGCCUUUAACUGUGCUCCCAUUACCCACGUUUAAACUUAAUCAAACCCACACUACCUCCUCUGAAAAAGAAACUUCCUCUUUAGUUUGAACCAGAUGCUCCAGGGUUUAAAAAAAAAAAAAAUCUCUCGGAAGCAAGCGGUUUUUCACAAGCUAAUAUACUAGCAUAUGAAGCUUUAAUGAUCAAUUCAAUCUGGACUGAAGAAAUCAGUGGGAAGUUAAUAGCUAUAGGUAUGAGCCCCUACGCACUAGAGUGAAGAACACUGGAUGCAAAAACACACGUGAGCUACAGAGAGCAACAAUUUGACAACACGACUUGCUAACAGAAGAAUUUGAAAUUUUUAAAAAGGGGGGGGGGACCAUCCUGUGCUUCAGACCCCCUGGCGUCACUUCACUGAAAACUUGACAAGUGUUAGUUUGCUUAGCCUUGCUUAAUUCUGAUUAUAUGGUUCACACCAACGGUCACUAAGGUUUUCUACACUUUGCAAUGUGUGAACGUUUGAAUCAAUUGAAAACGGAAACAUCAUGCUCGUUUUUGCAGUGCUGAAAAGGUCAUGAACCAAGACACCAUUGUAUCAAAUUGGAGUUCUGUGUAUUGUUACACUCCUACUAAAUAUUUAAUAGGUUUGCCUGAGAAAAUGGCUAACCAGUGUCAGUAUUCUGUAUUUAAGUUGUUGAGGGUAGCUGGGUUCCAGGUUCGAUCCUGAACUCGGGUUACUGGGUGGAGUUUCACAUGUUCUUGCUAGGUCUGUGUAGGUUUACUCAAGGUUCUCCGUUUUCCUCCCACCUACCCCCCAAAAAAACAACCACCCCAACCCAUGCCACUAGGUUGCCUGGCUAAAGAUGAACUGGGGUGUGUGUGAGACCUUGCUACGUGCUGAGAUCCCAGGCUAGGCUUUGGAUCCACUGUGCCCCUGCCCAGGAUAAGUAGUUACUGAAAGAGUGAGAGAAUCCUCUAAGACCAGAUGCUUCACAAUUCUCAACAUCUACUCUCUGUAUAUUGAGCAUAAAUUGCUGUUGAGAGAAAACUGAUGGAUGUACCUCAGGAUUGAUUUCCUCCAGUGUUUACCUUGCCUGACACACAUUGUGUUUCUUGACAAGUAAUUUAAUGAUCAUUUUGUUUUGCACUAUGGGGUUAUUCCUCAAAGCUAUUUCAGUCUUCCUAGAACUUAAAACCUUUUUAAAAAAUGAUCACAAAACAGAAGCAUUAACAGGCAAAAUAAUUUUGGUGUAUGUCCAUUUCACUAAUGAAAUCGGCUGGUUUUGCAAAUUAUGCUGUGUGUGUGUGUGUGUGUGAGAGAGAUAUCUGCAAUUAAACAUCAGAAAAUAGUGUUAAUCACAUCUUCAAUUAUAGACACCUAUACAAUAAAGUUAUUUAAAAACCUUUA